Messenger RNA from Dreissena polymorpha, 5844 nucleotides. RefSeq names its product beta-arrestin-1-like. Bases 869 to 2140 code for a protein of 423 amino acids. The transcript is spliced from 13 exons. Gene Ontology annotation, molecular function: G protein-coupled receptor binding. Gene Ontology annotation, biological process: G protein-coupled receptor internalization; signal transduction. The record is from RefSeq and is a predicted model, not a curated record. Lineage: Eukaryota; Metazoa; Mollusca; Bivalvia; Myida; Dreissenidae. Gene Ontology annotation, cellular component: cytoplasm.
AAAUUAUUGGUCACGUGACAAACCGAGGCGAAAUGUCAAUUUUGUGUGUGCUACGCUUUAACGGUGAUUUAAUUGCCUUUGCGUGAUAAACGUGAUUGUUAUCUUCUGUGUGUAUUCGUGCUGAGUAAGUAACAUACCCAUGUGCUUAGUGGCAUUGCAUCUGGACGCCGUAUCUUUAUACAAUUAACCGAAAAUCCGUGCAGUGUCGACCGAAUUCGCUAAUCACGUUAUCGUGAUUUGCUUCAAUUCAGUUUCACGUCGUCGUGUUAAGUACAGUGGCAAUUGCUGUUAAAAACCAUUAAUUUGUUUGUUCCAGCCUUGGGUUUCGUGUACCACCUAGCGCUUACGGAUGAUACAGGAUUGCGCGUGCAUGCAUAUGGAACGCAAUAGAUAAAGGUUACAAAGGAUUUCCUGUUUCAUUUUGUGUGUACUGGAUCAGUGGAUGAGAAACAUUGCUCUCAAGUACUGAAUUAAGCGAUGGCUACAUCCAAGUGUUCAUAAAUGUGCAAUUUAAUAGGCUUCUCAUAGUCAUACUAGGCCACACCACACUCCUUCCGUCUCUGGAUAAUGUUUAUGAUUCAUUGCCUAUAAACAAACUGUAAACUGCACAGCUGUGGUAAAUGUAGUUUCCUUCUUUGAGACCAGAGUUCAGUGUUUCAAAAUUUUAUAUGUGACUUGCUUAACUUAAAUUGCUUCAGAACUGCAUUUCAUGUUUUGUCAUUAGACUCACAUUAUACUAAUAUAAUAAAGCAUUACGGAAACACAGUUGGCUGAACUAAACUUUGAGUGGUAUUUUUCAAAAGUUGGAAUCAUACAGUAGAUUACAUCAGCUUGGAGUUUUCCUUGUGUUGAAUAUCAGAGUAAACAAAUGGAUGAUUUAGACUCGCAACGUAAACAAGGCACAAGAGUGUUUAAGAAGAGCAGCCCCAAUGGCAAAGUCACAGUCUACCUCGGAAAACGAGACUUUAUUGAUCAUCUGACCCAUAUUGACCCCAUAGAUGGCGUUGUGCUGGUGGACCCAGAGUACUUGAAGGAACGCAAGGUCUACGCACACGUGUUGGCAGCGUUCAGAUAUGGACGUGAGGAUUUGGAUGUCCUUGGUCUCACUUUUCGCAAAGAUCUAUUUCUUGCCUCGAUGCAGGUGUACCCUGCAGUGAAAGACCAACAUAAACCACUGACAAGACUACAAGAACGCCUCAUCAAGAAACUUGGACCCAACGCUUACCCAUUCUUCUUUGAGUUACCUCCCAAUGCCCCUGCAUCCGUCACCCUGCAGCCUGCUCCAGGGGACACAGGAAAGCCGUGUGGUGUUGACUAUGAACUGAAGACAUAUGUAGCAGAGAGUCUGGAUGAGAAACCUCAUAAAAGGAACUCUGUUCGCCUGGCCAUCAGAAAGCUUACCUACGCACCAGAGGAGCCUGCGCCCCAGCCUAGCGCGGAGACGUCAAAAGAUUUCAUGAUCAGCCCGGGAAAUAUCAAGCUGGAGGCGUCCUUGGACAAAGAGAAAUACUACCAUGGCGAAAGUAUAGCCGUGAAUGUGCUAGUUGAUAACAAUACAUCAAAGACAGUGAAGAAAGUAAAGCUAUCAGUGAGACAGUUUGCCGAUAUUUGUUUGUUUUCGACUGCCCAGUACAAAUGCACAGUAGCAGAUUUAGAAAGCGAAGAGGGUUUCCCCAUUCAGCCUAGUCAGACCGGAUUUUGCAAAGUAUUUCACCUUACCCCGCUGUUGUCCAACAACCGGGACAAGCGGGGCCUGGCCCUUGACGGGAAACUGAAGCAUGAAGAUACCAACCUGGCAUCUUCAACGAUCGUACAGGACAAUGUGCCCAAGGAGAACCUUGGUAUUGUGGUCUCCUACAAGGUCAAGGUCAGACUGAUACUUGGCUUUGGGUCAGGGGACCUGGCGUUAGAGCUGCCGUUCACCUUGACCCACCCCAAGCCCCCUGAGAGCCCACCCCCUUCAAGGUCACUGAGCAUUAGCAAGCCAUCGGCAGAGGGCAACGAACAGCCCGUGGACACAAACUUGAUACAGCUUGAUACAAAUGAUGAGGGUUAUGAGCAUCGUGACGAUGAUUUCAUAUUCGAGGAUUUUGCCCGACUCCGUCUCAAAGGUCAUGAUGGGGAUGAUACUGAGGCAUAGGUCAAAAGUCACAACCCAAUCAUCACACCUUCAUGACCUUGACCUUCAUGAUCGCCCCAAGGGUUACUGCAAUUAAGGCCACUAUGUUUGUAUGGGUACUACAGAAACAACUGCCUGGGCCGGGCCCAACAUGAGAGUCUGAUGUUGAUGUUAAUCAUUGAGUUUUUUAUUUAACAUAUAGUUGUUUAUUUAUAUAUAUGUACCGGUAUGUACAGUAUUACAUGUUUAUUUUCCUAGGGUCUCAUGGUAAAUCUAAAGGGUGUGUAGAGAACUUUGAAAAUUUCAUAGCAUGGUUCUCAUUAGUAUAGUCAUAUGUUACAAAUGAUGUCACUGUUACUUCAAUCUUAAAUCAACUUUAUGCUUUAUAAUAUAACUUUCUAAAAGAAAAAAAGAAAGAAAAAGAAAACCAGCACAUUUUGAGGUUCCCAUGUCAAGAUUUUCAUUACUGUCCAGUAAACAUUUUGUGAAUCUAAUUUACUGAAGUAUGCAAAGAUAAACACUGGGUGGACACUAUUUGUGCAAAUCGAGCUCAGAAGGACCUCAUAAAAUUUUUAAUGAGUCGCGUUCUUAGAAAGCGGGGUAUAAUGCAUGUGCGUAAAGUGUCAUCCCAGAUUAGCCGGUGCAGUCUGCACAGGCUAAUCAGGGACUAUACUUUCCGCUUAUAUGGUAUUUUUAGUUUUAAGGAAGUCCCUCCUUACCCAAAAUCAAGUUUAGGUGGAAAGUGUCGUCCCUGAUUAGCUUGUGCGGACUGCACAGGCUAACCUGGGAUGACACUACGCACAUGCAUUAUGCCCAGUUUUCUCAGAACACGACUCAAAUACACACCACAGUUGCUACAAUAUAUGGUAUAAUGAUCUAAUCUGUUUUAAACUUGUAUUGUUUCAAAGUUCAGAGAAACAUGAAAUAAAGAUAAAACAGUUCAAUUUUAAUAAUCCUCAGUGGUCUGGCAAAAAAGUAACUGAUGGCACAAAUUCAUGGAACAGAAUAAAAAUGUUUGAAGUUUAAUUUUUAAGUUGCAAAUGCAGAUUAACCUGUUGUAUUCAACUUACAGAUAACAUGAUGAUUGUUUGGCAUGUUACGAUUGUAUUAACAGUCAAAACAGCCUUACACCUUACACAUGUGCUACAUGUUUUAAAGUUUUCUCAUUACUAAUUACAUUUUGUUGUGCUGUAUUUAGCAAAAAGCGCAGAUGGAGCACUGUCAAAGAACAGUUGGUGGUCAAAGAAAACAUUGAGGCAGAAGCAGAAAUUGGUGGUGUCUUUUUGGGCUAAAACUUUCACAUUUUUUCAUUUUUGUUGUUGUUUAUGUUGUUAAAACAAAGCAGUGUUUAAAAAAGAAAUAUUUAAAAGAUGUGUAUGUGUAUAUUGUAUAAUAUUUACUAUGUGAUUAAAUGUUGAAAUAAUUAUAUUUUGAAAACAAUAUCUGUUAAUAUUUUCUUUUGUUUUGAGCAUAAUAAUUCACGAUGAUCUGGCUUUAAGAUAAAACUUACAAAGAUUGUGCUACGUUGAUCAUGUACAUUUUACAGAUUCACAUAGUUUCAAAAAACACAAUGAGACUUGAAAGAAGAACUAGCACAUAUUAAAAUGAAGGUUUUCUCUUGUGAUUUUUGUAUGUUUAAUUUCUAUAUGUAAGAAUAUGUAUACUAUUGCAUAACUAGAUAUUCAGUGCUGUAUUUUUACAGUUAAAUAGUUAAGCCUGUGGGUGUACAUAACAGGUGUUCUCAAUAAACAUGUGGAUAUUUCAUAUAAUGUUGUUUAAUGUUGGGUGUUGUCAAACUUGUCCGAUGGAUGAUAAAAUAUUGUGUCACAUAUUGGUCCUCAUGUUAAUGUUACAAUCAUGACUUUAUUACAGCAAAUAUAUGAGGUGAUGUGGCAUCGAUAGAAUAGAUGACAAUGAGUGAUAACAUUUCAGGAAUCAUAUUUUUAUGAUAUCAACUGACCAUGUAUUCUUUCUGUUUUCUUUUUGGAAUACAAGGUAGUUAACAAAAAAUGAAUAUGUGUCUUGAAAUUGUGGCAAUAUUAUUUUAUUAAAUAUGAAAAAUGAAAUAUAUCCGUUAUUGUUUUAUUUAAGGCAAUGACCCCUUUCCCACUGGACAAUAUAAAUACAACAAAACACUACAUUAAAGGGCAUUGAUCACAGAUUCAAAAUUGUUGGUCAUUCAUUCAAAAAGGAAUGAAAACAUUAUGUUUAAACAAGCGUAACAACACUCCUGAUUAAUAAAAAUGAUAAAACUAUUGGGUCAUCAAUGGUUACAUUCAAAAUCAGUAAAAUUAUGAAUAAUUUGAAAAAAGUAAGUGUAUAACUGUGUAGCGUUUAGUCCCAAAUCCAACAUCUAUUUGAUGAGUGUUUUCAGUGUCUUUUUCAUAUAAUUGCAGGCACUGAUUUUUGGUUAGAAAAGGACUUCAAUACAUCAAAAUAAGUUACUUGCUUUCAUUUUACAGUCCAGUCCAGUUACUUUCUUCCUAUUCAGAUAAUUGAGAAUUAUUUUUGCAAAGCUUGGUGCAAUUCUCAUAAAAUUAUUUUCUUCUGCGUUUUUGCCGAGUAUGAAGAAUUCAAUUGUUCUUUGGAAGACAAAUUACUUGUUGCCAAUAUAUUGAGGCACUAAACAUAAAUGUAAUAUGCGAUCUUGUUCAAUAUUUAUUAAUGUAACAUGACAUUAUUUUACCAAUCUUUUAUCAUACGCUGUAUACCCAUUGUGAAUUGUGUUGUUAUGCCCCACUUCGAAGAAGAGGGGGUAUAUUGUUUUGCACAUGUCGGUCUGUCGGUCCGUCCACCAGAUGGUUUCUGGAUGAUAACUCAAGAACGCUUAGGCCUAGGAUCAUGAAACUUCAUAGGUACAUUGAUCAUGACUGGCAGAUGACCCCUAUUUUCAGGUCACUAGGCCAAAGGUCAAGGUCACAGUGACUCGAAAUAGUAAAAUGGUUCCUGGAUGAUAACUCAAGAAUGCUUACGCCUAUGAUCAUGAAACUUCAUAGGUACAUUGAUCAUGACUGGCAGAUGACCCCUAUUGAUUUUCAGGUCGCUAGGUCAAAGGUCAAGGUCACAGUGACUCGAAACAGUAAAAUGGUUUCCGGAUGAUAACUCAAGAAUGCUUACGCCUAGGAUCAUGAAACUUCAUAGGUACAUUGAUCAUGACUGGCAGAUGACCCCUAUUGAUUUUCAGGUCACUAGGUCAAAGGUCAAGGUCACAGUGACUCGAAACAGUAAAAUGGUUUCCUGAUGAUAACUCAAGAAUAAUUAGGCCUAGGAUCAUGAAACUUCAUAGGUACAUUGAUCAUGACUGGCAGAUGACCCCUAUCGAUUUUCAGGUCACUAGGUCAAAGGUCGAGGUCACAGUGACAAAAAAUGUAUUCACACAAUGGCUGCCACUACAACUGACAGCCCAUAUGGGGGGCAUGCAUGUUUUACAAACAGCCCUUGUUUCAAUACAUUUUCAUUUGUUUAUGAUUCCCCCCUUAGCGUAACACUGGUGCUUUGUAUAUUUUUGUGACCAAUAUUACCUAUGGUGUUGUCUUUUACUUUUCAGGUAUUAUUAUGCUAAAAAACAUCACAAGUUAAAUGUAAGCACUUUGUUGUAGGCAUCUUUAGUCUUGAAAUUGUAGGCUUUAGUCAUGAAUGUCACAUAAAUACAUGUGUCAACAUGUUUUCUCAAUUUAAAUGUUAAUUGACAUAAUAGUUGGGAAUAUACAGAUUUUGUUUGACCA